Messenger RNA from Metopolophium dirhodum (rose-grain aphid), 1288 nucleotides. RefSeq lists its product as uncharacterized. The transcript is spliced from 2 exons. NCBI's taxonomy places the organism in Eukaryota, Metazoa, Arthropoda, Insecta, Hemiptera, Aphididae. The coding region runs from base 529 to 1269 and encodes 246 amino acids. The record is from RefSeq and is a predicted model, not a curated record.
CGUGAUGAAAAUAUUUGUCAGUUGGUGUCCAGUUCUUCGCCAAAAUGGACGUGUUGACGCUUUAUAAUAUUUUAGAAGACGAAGCUGACGAAGAACUGUUGCUACUUGCAAAUUAUUUCAGGGAUGAAGAGGACGAAAUGUUUAUUGAACGAAGUAGAGAAGGAUGUUAUAAUAUUUUAGUUGAAAGACGCCUUAUAGAUAACGAAAUUAGAUUUCGUGCAUAUUUUAGGGUAUCACUUGAACUAUUCAAUUAUAUAUUAGAUUAUAUUAAAGAUGAUAUAAAAAGACGACCAAGUAACAGAGUUAAAAGACCAAUAUCACCGGAGGAAAAACUCGCUCUCACUCUAAGAUUUUUAGCAACCGGAGAGAGUUACAGAUCUCUUUCAUUUCAGUUCAGAAUAUCGCACAGCUGGAUAAGUACCAUUAUAAAGGAAGUACUUGUAGCUAUUUGUAACCGAUUGAAAAACAUAACAAUGCCAGAACCUACCGAACAUAGUUUAAAAAAAAGUAUCCAAUGAUUUCUAUGAAAUGUGGAAUUUUCCGAAUUGCUGCGGCGCUAUUGACGGGAAACACAUAAGGAUCGUUUGCCCUGAUAGCUCUGGAUCACUGUAUUUUAAUUUUAAAUCAUUUUUUUCCGUUGUUCUAUUGGCUUUAUGUGAUGCGAAUAACAAGUUUCUAGUGGUCGACAUAGGGUCAUAUGGAAAAGAAGGAGAUGCAGGAAUUUUCCCUAAAUCAAAUUUGGGAAAAUUGAUUUCAACCGGAAAAUUUAAAUUUCCAGACCCAGAGUGCUUACCAAAUACUGAUAUAGUCGUGCCUCAUGUAUUUGUUGGUGAUGAAGCGUUUAAAUUAACGGAAACAAUGAUGAGGCCCUAUCCUCGAAAUCAAUCGAAAUCAGAUCAAACGAAAGCCAUUUUUAAUUAUCGUUUAAGUCGAGCGCGAAGAACAACGGAAAAUACGUUUGGAAUUAUGUGUCAAAAUUUUCGAGUAUUUUUUACUCCAAUUAAUAUUCUUCCUGAGACAGUAGACAACUUAAUAAUGGCAUCGUGUAUUAUCCAUAAUCUAUUACGAAAUGAACGAAUGGUGUGUCCUACAGAUUCAACAGAAAAAGAUCCCAUAACGGACGUACAAACGAACAUGAUACAAUUAAGUGCAAUAGGGGGAAAUGCAACACAUGAAGCUUUUCGAGUCAGGGAAACUUUUAAAGAUUAUUUUAAUAGCAGGAUAGGAUCAGUGAGCUGGCAGCAAAAACACGUCACACGAACUAAUUGAAAUAAUAUUAUUGUAUACA